AUGGCCACAUUAUCCGACCUACCAGCCGAAAUAGUCCACAGGAUAAUCGGGUACAUCAUCCUGCCUGAAUUCGGCGAGGUUUACAAAAGCGAUCAUCCUAAAGUGUUGGACCCCAACGCAAUCGAAGCAGGCCAACGAAAACUAAGACCUCACGAGUUGCUGUAUCCUCUUGGGAGGCCCCUCGGUCAAGCCACACCCGGUGGCUUCUGGUACUUCCGGCAAGAUGUUUCGUCCAAUCCACUCUUGCCGCUCUCAUUAAUCAACCGUACCUUCCAAGCAUGUGCCCAGGAGAUACUCUUCAAGAACGUGCCGCUGAUGAGCAGACGCCGGGCGGGCUUAUUACUCCGGGCGCUUACGCGUUCAUCCUCGGACGAUCAAUUGACCGGUGCGCGUAUGGACAGUUCAGACAAGCCGAACACCCGUGAGGAGUGCGACUCAGAAGAGAUGCGACCGUCGGGAACCAACCCCCAUCCUCACUUGAGCAGGCUGGCCCAACAUGUUCGCACCUUACAACUGAGAUGGCGUGGUCUCCGUUCAAUGCACAACGGAACGAAAGGUGGAUGCUCUUUGUUUUGCGACAUCAUCCGGAGCUGCCCGUUGCUCAAAAAUGUCGCGAUCCAACCUACCUUCUCGAAAGAAUGUAGAGAGCCACUCCUGGACGCCCUCGCGAGUCGACAAUUGAUCAAAGAGUUUGUCAUCCUGCGAGACGACAGCGACAUUGAUGAGCGCAGCUCGACAUUCCAAUGGAGCCUUGAUGACCUGCUUGGCCGAUUGUUCCCGAAAUGGGACUUCCUCGAGACGGUCGAAUUACGCGAGCUUGUUGGUGAGUCGAAGAAGGAGAAGAGCCAGAUUGGGACCGCCCAGAAGCCGAAGCUCAAUUGCGCAAUCCAAUCGAUGAUCUUACAUGAUCCUAAGAUAAACGCGGAUGAGCUCUCGGUGCUGCUGAACAGCUUCCGAGACAGCCUGCGGACUCUUGAAAUCGACGGCCCAUGUUGGGCGAUCGGCCGCGCCGGGAUAUGUCGGAUAUUGAAAGAGUGUACGAACCCGGAGCUAGAAUGCUUAAAACUUUACUGGUGUGUCAACUGCUAUGAGGGCAGGCGCGACUUUGAGGAUCUUGAGUCUGAUGACCCAGAGACCAACCCCGGCCUACUAGAUAUUAUCUUCAAGUCCCCCUCAGCUCUCAGGAAUCUCAAGUCGUUGUCCUUCGCUGGCAAGAUUGCAACACCCAAGUUGUUUGAACGCUUGCCUGAUUCAAUCGUCAAAAUUGCCUGGUCAGGCGACUGUAUAACCCUCUACCAGUUCUCUGAUAUACUCUCGAGCACAAGAGAGGACAAGGAGAUAUUGCCUAACCUCAAGUGUUGCUCAAUCCACAGUUUUGGAUAUGGCACGACUCGGGAAGUGGUCGAGGCAGCGUGUAAAGCCCGAGGGGCAUGUGCACACAUCGAUUUGAUCUCCAACAUUAGAUUCCGGGCCAAUGUCUAUGAUAGGUGA
Molecule: messenger RNA, 1491 nt
Organism: Puccinia triticina
Lineage: Eukaryota; Fungi; Basidiomycota; Pucciniomycetes; Pucciniales; Pucciniaceae
Exons: 3
Coding region: 1-1491 (496 amino acids)
Biological process (GO): regulation of transcription by RNA polymerase II
Molecular function (GO): RNA polymerase II cis-regulatory region sequence-specific DNA binding; DNA-binding transcription factor activity, RNA polymerase II-specific
Source: RefSeq, a predicted model, not a curated record